UCCAUUAGGUUCCAUUUGUUUAUUUGGGGGUUUAGUUUCUUUUGCCUUGGAAGACUGAUCUAAGAAAAUAUUGCUCCAGUUUAUGUCUGACAAUGUUUUCCCUCUCUUCUCUUCUAGGAGCUUUAUGGUGUCAUGUCUUAUUUAAGUCUUUAAGCCAUUUUGAGUUUAUUUUUGUGUAUGGUGUGAAAAGCUGAGUCAGAGACAGAAGCAUGCCCUGGAGUCAAGGCUGGAAAAUGCACUCUAGACCAAAGAAAUGACCGUGCAAAGGCAGGAGGCAUGGGGAAAGGAAUAUUUGUAACUACAACCAUACAAUUUAUACUACACAAACAGUUGUUUGAAACAAACAGCUUUUGUUAUGCUGAUAAAUAUGCCCUACAUCCAACAAAACUAAGGUCUCAGCCAGGAGAACAUUCACACCUGGGAAACAGUCAGGAGAGGAAUGCCUACAACCUAAGAUGUUCAAGUUUAGGAAGUGACUUGGCAAGCCCCUCACUGCUUGUUGUGAUAUCUUUCUUCCCCAUCGACCUGUGGUGGCUCCAAGGCCACCUCACACCCGUUCACCAUAGGCCUUAGGGUGGGCACAAAAGCAGACCAACCACUUGCUGCUCGGUAGGAUUCGGAAAAAGGGUAAGGUCUAACUGCAAGGCAGGCGCCCUACACAGAGCCUGGCGAUUGCCCUUGGCAUGACGCAACCUUCUCGGCUAGUUGAAGCACCCUUGUUGCCAGACUCGGUGCUCGGAGUCUCCUCCCCACUCAUUGGUCCAUGGAGAAGCACCCCCGAGGUACUCCGGGCGAGGAUGAGAGCCCAUUGGUCCAGACACCUCACAAUCCCUCCACCCUCCCCCCACUGCCUGCAGGGUUCGUCCCAUUGGUUGCUGCCUGCCUCGGGAGCCCCCUGUUGCCUCGGGCCAGGCAACUUAGCGCCCCUAACGAGCGCCCCCAAGUUGACCCUGUUCCCCAUUGGCUGCUCUGGAGACCGCGCCAUCUAAUGAGGAGCAAAGUGCAAAGCUCCAGAGCACGCGCUCCCCGCGGCGGGAUCUAGGCUGCAGGAGCGGGACCCUGCAGCGGCCCGAAGCUGCGCAACAGUCAGCUGCCGGGCCUGUCUGCAGAGAACACCCGUUCUCCUUCGGACCAGGCCUCGGUUGCAGCUCGGACCUUCUUCCUUCACGAAUCUUUGCAUCUCCAACCUGGAACCCAACCUGCAAGGCUCCCUUCAUCGGUUCCUUUAUUUGGCAUUCUGGGUCCACCUGCCUCGCCACCUGUCCACAUCCUUCUCUCCGACGGUUUGGGGAACUCUGUACCCUGAAGAACUUGGAUUGAGAUCUGAACGGGAGUGGUGUCGCCGAGGGUGAAACCCUGGAGGGACCAUGUUCUAUUAUCCCAAUGUGCUUCAGCGCCACACCGGCUGCUUCGCCACCAUCUGGCUGGCAGCGACGCGGGGCACCCGGUUGGUGAAGCGCGAAUACCUGAAAGUGAAUGUGGUGAAGACCUGCGAGGAAAUCCUCAAUUACGUGCUGGUGCGAGUUGAGCCUCCGCUGCCGGGUGCGCCGCGGCCCCGCUUCUCGCUCUACCUCUCGGCACAGCUCCAGAUUGGCGUCAUCCGGGUCUACUCUCAACAAUGCCAGUACCUUGUAGAAGACAUCCAGCACAUCCUGGAGCGCCUGCACCGUGCCCAGCUGCAGAUCCGCAUUGAUAUGGUGGAGACUGAGCUACCCAGCCUGCUGCUGCCUGACCACCUGGCCAGGAUGGAGACUCUGGAAGAUGCUCCAGACCCCUUUUUUGGGAUGAUGUCUGUGGCUCCCAUGCUGCCCGAUCCCUUUGAUAUCCCUCAGGUUCGACACCUUUUAGAGGCCGUGACCCCAGAGAAAGUUCCUGAAGAGAUCCCUCCUGAAGUCCCUGCAGAGCCUCCAAAGCCAGAAAGGAUUCGGGUCACCCCGGAAGCCAUCACGAUCAAGGAGGCGGAGCCUAUACGUAUGCUGCGGAUUGAGGGUGAACGGGAACUCCCAGAAGUCAGUCGCCGAGACUUGGAGCUGCUGAUUGCUGAGGAGGAUGAAGCCAUCUUAUUAGAGGAACGUCGGCGAGAAUUCAAAGAGGAGCCCUGGGCCCCGGAGGCGGAGAUCACAGUACCCCUGCCCUCACCUGCAGCUCUUGUAGGGGUGGAGGAGGCAGCAGAGCCACUUCCCAGCCGGGUCCUGGCCCCAGAAGAGCUGAAGCUGGUAGGCUGGGAGCCGGAGGUCCCACUUCCCGAGGUGACACCCCCGCUGGAGCUGCGUCUGCCACCCGUCCCAGUCAGCCCUGAGUUGAGGAGGCCCCCAGUCGCCCCACCUCCCAGGGGCCCACCAGCUCGUCGCCGCCGCCGCCAGUUGUUAUUCUGGGACGAGGAGACUCAGAUCUCCCGGAAGGAAUUCCAGGAACAAAUGCAAACCAGAGCCCACUGCAGGGAGUGUCCAAUGGUGCAGCCUCCUGAGAGGAUGAUCAGGAGCCCCGCGGAGCUGUUCCGAAACCCGACUUACCCUGGCUGGCUACCCCCAGAACUGCUGGCUUUCUGGACCCACUGUGCACAGCCACCUCCAACGGCAGUAAGGCGAAGGCUGCCUGAGGAGCUAGAAGAGGCUGAGAGGGAGGCAGCGGCUGAGGAGGAGAGAAGAAAGGCUGAGACUCCAAGCGAUAUUGAGGUCCUGAGGGAGGCUCUGGAGCCCAGUGGGCCCCUCAUGGUAUCUGCCGAGCUCUCCCUAGAAGCAGCUGAGGAGGAGAAGUCCCGCAUCAGCCUCGUGCCCCCAGAAGAGCGCUGGCCCUGGGUGGAGGCGGAGCAGCCAGAGGCCCCUGCGCUGCCUGUGGUGCCUGAGCUCCCUGAGGUGCCUGUGGAGCUGCCCGUGGAGCUGCCCCCUGAGCCCGAGCUGCUCUCGCCGGAGGCUGUGCACAGGGCAGUGGUGCGGGAGCUGCAGGCCAACAGGGAGCCUGACUUCAACAGCCUGGUGCCACCUCUCAGCCCCCGCAGGGUGGCCGCCCGGGUCUUCUACCUGCUCCUGGGUGAGUGAGGAA
Messenger RNA from Odocoileus virginianus texanus, 3042 nucleotides. Lineage: Eukaryota; Metazoa; Chordata; Mammalia; Artiodactyla; Cervidae. The record is from RefSeq and is a predicted model, not a curated record.